Messenger RNA from Cornus florida, 3452 nucleotides. Its product is annotated as beta-arabinofuranosyltransferase RAY1. Lineage: Eukaryota; Viridiplantae; Streptophyta; Magnoliopsida; Cornales; Cornaceae. Gene Ontology annotation, molecular function: glycosyltransferase activity. The record is from RefSeq and is a predicted model, not a curated record. Bases 226 to 2307 code for a protein of 693 amino acids. The transcript has 6 exons.
UCUAUAAAGAAGUGUUGAAAUGGUGACUUCAAUGCGCACUGACGUUUGCAUGACGCCAAACCUCACAUGUCUGACACCCUUCGCGGCGGCGUUCUUUGUGGUGGAGGUGGUGGGGUUGGCACCACGUCUCCCUUACCUACUUUCCGUUAAAGUUCCCCUCUCUCACUUUUAAAUAUAAAUCAAACCCAUACUCAUUCCAUUCUCUCUUUCAGCAAGAGGAAAAAAAUGAAAGUUUCUUCUCUAUCCUCUCCCUUCUGCUACAACAAAAAGGCAUUUCAAGCUGUUCUAUGGUGGGUUUGGCUAGUUGGGCUUCUCUUGAUUGGUGUCUCCUUCUAUGCCACUCAGAAGUUGCCUUCUUCUCUUACUGAUGAUAUCAAAAACCCCAAAGCUUUUGAAAUUGGUUUUGGUGAUUUGGGUAGUCCAAAGAUUACCAUAUUUACAGCUCCCAGACCUUUCACUGGUUCAGAUGGGGCAAGGCAGUCUCUGGCUGUGAAAUCAUGGCUUGGUUUGUCCCCUGAUAUCACUGUUGUUCUGUUCAGCCAAGACCCCUCUGUUGUUUCUUUUGCAGGUGCUCUUGGUUCUAGGGUUUCGGUCGAACCCAAUAUCGAUUUCACGUUCAUGAAUACCCCAUUUUUUCAUUCAAUGGUUGCAAGAUCACAGGCAUCCACAUCAGAUAUUUCUGUUCUGAUCGAUCCUGAAACCAUUCUUUUGGCAGACUUCAUUACCACUCUGAAUUAUGCUUACAAACUUGACAGAGAUUGGCUCCUCGUUGCUUCGUCGCGGUCUACUUCCUACUACCCAUUUCACUUGGAUGCAGAUGGGAAACAAUGGUUAGCGGAGGAUGGUAAACGGAUUAAAACCCAGAAGUUGCAGGGGAUUCUUGCUCACAUUUGGCAAUGGAAACGUUGUGAAGGGAGGAUGCUUAUGGCAUGGAACAACGGGGAUAUUCCUUUACAUACUGGAGUCCUCCCUCCUUUCUUGUAUGGAAAGGGGCUCCACUACCAUUGGGUCAUUAAUGAGGCCUUGUCGUCUGAUUAUAGGUUUGUAUUUGACGCCAGUUUGACCACAUCAAAUUUCUAUCUCCAAGAUCUAGAUCAUGGGUCUCAUCAAUUGGUUGAAGGUUCUGACAUUUCAGAUAUUGGAAAGACAAACUGGGAGAAUGUGGGGAAUUCCCAUCUGGGGGUGCUGUAUGGAUCAUUGUAUUUCCAUGAAGCUAAUUAUUCCAACUUGGUUAAAUUCUUUAAGUGCGAUGGCCAAUAUGUUUUUGUGAACACAGCAGAAAACAUUGUUUAUCCAUUGGGAUACCAGAAAUCAGUUAGCUUAAGGAGUAGAAAAAUCUCAGGAUUUGGGAGAAGUUUUAGAUCACUUAAUGGAAUUAGAGAUUGCUCUGUGAAGGACCAGUUGAAGUCCUCAACAUCUUUAUCUCUUCCAUUCUCUUUAGAGUUGCUCCUUUCAAUGCUUGCAGACCAGAAUAAGACAAUCGUGCUAGCAAUUGCUGGAUAUAGUUACAAGGACAUGCUCAUGAGCUGGGUUUGCAGACUGCGCCACCUGAUGAUCUCAAAUUUUUUGGUCUGUGCUCUUGACCAGGAAAUUUAUGAUUUCUGUGUCUUGCAGGGCCUGCCUGUUUUCAAGGAUUCAUUUGCUCCAACCAACGUCAGCUUUAAUGACUGCCACUUUGGAACAAAAUGUUUUCAGAGAGUGACCAAAGUAAAGUCCAGAGUGGUUUUGCAGAUCCUGAAGCUGGGUUACAAUGUGCUUUUGAGUGAUGUUGAUGUAUAUUGGUUUAAAAAUCCAUUGCCACUGCUUUAUUCUUACGGUAGUGCGGUUCUCGUGGCACAGUCUGAUGAGUACAACACCACAGGACCUAUAAACUUACCACGUCGCUUGAAUUCUGGCUUCUACUAUGUUCAUUCAGAUGGUUCAACAAUUACAGCAUUGGAAAAGGUGGUGAUGCAUGCAGCCACUUCCAAUCUUUCAGAGCAGCCAAGCUUUUAUGACACAUUAUGUGGGGAAGGUGGGUCCAAUCGUGUGGGUGCUAACAGAUGCUUCGAACCUGAAACGAAACUGACUGUUCAUUUCCUGGACAGAAACCUCUUCCCGAAUGGUGCAUACCAAGGCCUGUGGGAGGAAAAUGAUGUGAAAGAAGCCUGUAUGAAGAAGGGAUGUUUUAUUCUCCAUAACAACUGGAUCAGUGGGAGAAAGAAGAAGCUGGAACGCCAGGUGUUGUCUGGCCUGUGGGCUUAUGAUAUUAGCACAAGGAUGUGUUGGCAAAGCUGGCACAAGAACAAAUUCAAAAGUUAUUUCUGAAACGUAAUCGAUGCUAGCUAAAUUAUUUUUUUAUGUUCCCUUCAUGGCUCACUUUGGAUUCCACGAGGAGUAGAAGAGUACAAAGAAAGAUGAUUCCUUUAGCUGACAUAACCUUCCUGCUAACCUUGGAUUUAUCACUGGCUUUAUGUGGAAAUAAGCUGGAAAAAGAGAAAGAGAGCCGGCCAUGAAAUACAAAAGAAAUUUAAUGGGAAGUUUAGUAUAUUGAUAUAGCUUCAUAUUCCCCAUUCCCCGUGACAUUGAAUUAUAAUGCAUUGUGGGGGUUUUUGGUUGCUGGCCAUGCUAGAGAGAUGUGUUCAUUUGUUGGGCUAGUCCGGUGCAUCAACAGGGAAUCCAGAAGAAAGAAAGAGUUUGGAAAGGCUGCCAUUUCAUUGGACUUUAGCGUACAAUUGAAGGAUAUUACUGUAAGGAUAAUCCAUGCAGGUGGGCGAGAAGAGAAGUAUCAAAAUGCGAUUCCUGCAUCUCAAUUAAUGGAAAAAUAUCCAGGGAUGUUUGUUGCUCGGCCACAAGUCUUCAAGAAUCCACAUGAAGCUGUUUUGGUGGCAGAAGAUAUGCUGUUGCCUGGUCACAAAUAUUUCAUAAUCCCAUCUACUACCGUACAGAAACUGAAGCGCAAACACUCACAGAAGGGGAAAGUAAAAGAAUCUGCUGAAGACAAAGAAGCAAUGUUUGAUCAGAAAACUGAUUCGGAUGCAAGUGUAGAUUGGUCAGAUGAGUCUGUUUGUUCAGCAAAGGAUUUCUCUGUCUCUAAAGAAAUGUGGUCUGAAUGCGCAGGCAAAACACACCGAAAAGUGAAGAAGGGAUUUACACCCCCCAUCCAGAAUCCAAGAAUGUGGAGGGACUUGAGUUGGGAACCCAGCCUAACUUCCAUACAAGAGCUCUCUCCAUGACUUUCUCCUUUACACAAGACUUGAUGGUUCACACUACUGUAUCAUCUGGUUUGUAAAAACCUUUAUGCAGUUGAACCACUUAUCUCUGUUUGUCGAUAACAGAGAAACCCACAUGGGUAAGUUGCUUGAAUAAAACUCCUUUUUCACUCUUUUAAUUUUUGUGUUCUAUUUAUGGCCUUGUAUUCUAGAUUAGAGGACCCGUUUUAAUAAUUAUUGAUUCUUUUGGAUUAUUUUUAA